This is a messenger RNA of Pocillopora verrucosa, 2686 nucleotides long. Its product is annotated as insulin-induced gene 2 protein. The record is from RefSeq and is a predicted model, not a curated record. NCBI's taxonomy places the organism in Eukaryota, Metazoa, Cnidaria, Anthozoa, Scleractinia, Pocilloporidae. Gene Ontology annotation, cellular component: SREBP-SCAP-Insig complex; endoplasmic reticulum. Gene Ontology annotation, biological process: cellular response to insulin stimulus; cholesterol biosynthetic process; SREBP-SCAP complex retention in endoplasmic reticulum.
AAGGUUUUUGCAUGUAUAAAUUCUACGGACUUUUUAAAAGGAAUUCUUUCGUUAUAUCGCUCGAUGGGAUUCACAAUGCACUGUCUACUUUGUGGUAGGCGCUCCUCGUCGAGUGGGAAAUACUUCUUGAACUUAUUUCGCAAAAUCGCACCGUCAGUUGUAAACGUUUGCGUGCGCGGCGUUGUGUUGUUCAUCCUCGGAACUUUCUUUGCAAUGGUUCUUUUCACGUUUUCUGUUUUACCAGAAGUACGUAGAAAGAGAAUCCAAGAUAUAGGUAUAAUUGCAAAGCUCUUCAGUGCUGUGUGGUGGAUCGCUCCGUCCUCUGGCACUGCUGCUGCAGUUGUGGGUUUGAUUUAUCCUUGUUCUGACAUUCGCCUUGGAAAACCGCACAAACUAGAAAGAGAAUGGUCUAGCGUUUUUAAAUGCGUGGUGUUAUUCCUUGGAAUAAGUCAUGCAUGUGCCAAAAUCACUUUUAACAGUCCAAUGCACAUCUUCCUCUUUAUGGCUAUUAGCUCACUGACCUUGUGGUGGUUAUUUGACCGAUCAAAAAAUGGUCUUGGACUGGCUGUGCUGGUAACAAUGUGUGCCUGUAUUCUUCUACAAUGUUUGAUAUACUUGGGAGUUUACAGAAAUGGUGAGCCAGAUUUCCUCUAUGCAAGAUCUUGGCUGCCAUGGUUCUUUUUUUCUGGUGUUGUAACAUUUGGAUCCAUUGGAAGACAGCUUGCUAUGACUGAAUACAACUUUGGGAGAGGAAAAGAACAUGUAGAUUAAAUGUUGCACCAAUUUAAAUGCUUUUAACAUGCCAUAAGAGCUUAACACUACCUGUGAAUAGCCUGCUUGAACAAUGGAAAGUAUCCAAAGUUUAGAACAGUUGUAAAAUUUUUUAUUGAAACUUGGUUUUGGCCAUGUCAUGACAAUAGUUGUUAAAUAUUGUGGAUUAUUGUUGAUGUGGGAAAAUUUAAGAUGAAAAUUACAUUCUUCAAAUUUUAAUAAGAGAGGGGGAAAAAUUUGGUACUUUCAGUGAUAUAAGAACAAAAGGAGGCAUUAUUUAUUUUGCCACUUGGCUAAUCAUUAAUAAGUACAACAAAAUAUUUCUUAAACGUUUUGUACAUAUUGGCUAAAAAUGGAGCACAAUCCUGAGUUAUGACCAAAAUUACAGCAUGGUUCCUAAAGAACUUGAUUGCUAUGUUAAAGUUAUUGGUAGAUAGAUAAACAAUAGCAUCCAUUUGGCUCCAAAAUAUACGCACAUAUUUGUCUGCAUACUCAAUCUUUUUAGACAUAAGAGCAGUUUUCUGAUUGCAAAGCUUGAUGAAAACUGAGCUAUAAAGAAUAGAUCACACUCAAGGAAAAUAUCCCUGCAUCUUUUUGCGCAAUAUGGAGGCUGUUGUGUUUAGUAUCCUAAUUCAAAUAUUUUUGCAAUGUGCAGGAAAGAUGUUAACAAACGACUUACUGUUAGAUUUGUGGGAUGAUUACUUUUCAGAGUUCUCUGGUACAACUUUACACACAAGAAACAUGUCCCUUCUUUAUCACCACUUCACUGUGUUCUCUUGUCUUGAAUAUAAUUUUAAACAAAGGGUUUUCUGUAUUGGACAAAAGUUUUGAAAAUUGGGGAAGAUCAGGGGGUAUAUCCUUGAAUAUCCUCCAAUCUUUACUGGGGCAUAUUCAGUCACAUGAUGCAUUUAGACCAAUUGUACACAGCCAAAAAUAUUCAAUGGAUUGUUAUGUCUGCUAUUUAUGUAACAUAUGGUUAAGUUCCUAAUGGUACUUUCUAAAUAGUAUGACCAUAGAGGUUUGCACUUGUUAGAUGGUUAGAUUAAAUCAUACUAAUCAGAAAUUGAGUUAUUUAAUAUCAUUAAGAUCACAUAUCUUACAUGCUGUUCAAGAUGAGGUGGAUAUAACUGUUAAAAUGUUUUUAUUCCAUAUUUUACAAAGAAAUACACAUAUGUAUCGCUAAGGAGACGUUUGGUGGGCAAAAACCUUGAGAAUUUGUUUUAAUCAGCAUAAUUAUAUUCAUUAUUGAAAAGAUUCCAGAAUAAUAAGGAAAAAUAUUAAUAAGGCUGCUCUUACAUGAUAAAUAUUUUUUUGGCAGGUUCCAGGAAAUUUCUUAGUGACAGGAGUACACAUAUGUAUAGACAUGUGUUCUUUAGGCUUAAUUUCUUGCUGGCGAGAGAUUUAAGUUUCUAUAACCAAUUUUCCUGUAUUUCCAAAUAAAAAAAAAUUAACUGAAUUCUUUGACUGAAUAUUAUGAAUUGCUUGUCAAAUAUUGUUUUUUUGUUGUUGUUUUUGUUUUGUUUGUUUUGUUUUUAACAAAAUCACUUUCAGUGGCUGAUAAAAAACUCAAUGUUAGCACAGGAAUUUGUAAACUGUAAUCAAAGGCAAAAAAAUGGCCUAUCUCUUUGAGUCAGGUUACAAAAAACUUCAUCCAAGUGUGGUCAUGUUUUUAACAUGGAAAUAAUUAAUUUAUUGGCUCUAAGAAAUUUUACUUAUUGUGAAUAAUCCUUUUAACUGAAUUAAUUUAUUCAGAAUUAAACACCAACUGAGAACUUUUUCUCAUAAGGGUAGCCAUAUUAAUAUUUUGAAAAGAAUCUCACUGGAUGCUAAAAUGGUUAUUUGUAAAGAUGUUAAUGCUUUCAUGCUUUGUUCUCACCUUCUGUAUAUAUUUGAAAUAAAAGACGACAAAACUUAA